CUCCCAGGUGGUGGGCGGCCAUCUUAGAUGCGUGCAAUUAAGGGCUGUGGUGGGAUUGGCUCCGCGUCUGGGCUCUUCUGCUGCUCCCCACCUACCAGGGCCGGAUUUGGAGCCCUUCCCCGCGGGGCGGGACCUUCUAACCGCUGACUCAGGUGAAGGGUAACCUGGUUAUGUUGGGAUUUUGAGCGAACCUCCACGCUCCUUCCAAUGCGACUCCAGGACAGGCUCUACAUCCUCCGUGACUCGCCCUAGGCUGAAGAAACAUUUAAAUUCUGGGGAUAGCGACUCAGUAUCAUGGCCGGCAGCCCUAAUGAAGAUCCAGAAGGAAGCAGAAUAACUUAUGUGAAAGGAGACCUUUUUGCAUGCCCCAAAACAGACUCUCUAGCCCACUGUAUCAGUGAGGAUUGUCGAAUGGGCGCUGGGAUAGCUGUACUCUUCAAGAAGAAAUUUGGAGGGGUGCAGGAACUGUUAAAUCAACAAAAGAAAUCUGGAGAAGUGGCUGUUCUGAAGAGAGAUGGGCGAUAUAUAUAUUACUUGAUUACAAAGAAAAGGGCUUCACACAAGCCAACUUAUGAAAAUUUACAGAAGAGUUUAGAGGCCAUGAAGUCCCAUUGUCUGAAGAAUGGAGUCACCAACCUCUCCAUGCCCAGGAUUGGGUGUGGUCUUGAUCGUCUGCAAUGGGAAAAUGUGUCUGCAAUGAUUGAGGAGGUAUUUGAGGCAACAGACAUCAGAAUUACUGUGUACACACUCUGAACAGAUGAGCAUUUUGGAUGUGUCCCAUGUUUUCCUCUGUCAUCCCUACUGGGCCAUAGGACUGGGCAAACUGACCUUAAAAUUGUCAAAAGAAAGUUUCAUGUGCAGUAGUCUAUGUCAUAGGCCAGGCUUGGUUUCUGUCGUCUCAUAAUCGGGCUGGGACUCUGAAAGAGGAAUUGCUUGGGAAAUGUUGCUGUGAUUUUUUUUUUUUCCCAGGAAGGUAGGUAAUAGAUAGCCUGAUACUAGAUAGGGAAACAGAUGAUCCCUGUUUUGUUCCAGGAUGUUACCUGAUUUGUUUGGCUUGCCACUAUGUGGCAGCAUUGAUUCUACUUCUCUGCUGUUUAAGAGAAAUUUCAGGAAGGAUGACCAUUUUAAUUUUGCAUCUGUUAUUAUUUGUGCAUUUACUUGGUAUUAUCCCUAUGUCAUGAAAUUCAUCAUAGAGAAUUUUGAGGGUUUUUUUUGUUUGUUUAAACUACAAAAAUGGUUUUUUACAUUGUUAACAAGGAAUUUGUGACAAAAACGAGAAAAUAAAUAUCUUUUUCUUGGGCUCCAGUGGGGUUCUCUGUACA
Messenger RNA from Pteropus alecto (black flying fox), 1322 nucleotides. RefSeq names its product O-acyl-ADP-ribose deacylase 1 (gene OARD1). Gene Ontology annotation, biological process: peptidyl-glutamate ADP-deribosylation. Bases 295 to 753 code for a protein of 152 amino acids. The record is from RefSeq and is a predicted model, not a curated record. NCBI's taxonomy places the organism in Eukaryota, Metazoa, Chordata, Mammalia, Chiroptera, Pteropodidae. The transcript has 6 exons.